GUGUUAGAGAUUAAUGCCUCCGGAACACUACUUGUAGAGGAGAGGUGUGGCCAGUGAACCAGUGAUAAUAAAACCUAGCUUAAAAAACAAGUGAGAAAAACAGAGCAAAAUCAAGUAAUCAAUAUCAGAAUUCAGAAGAUGGGAGUUGAGAAGGAAAUCAUCAGACCUGGAAACGGGCCUAAACCCACACCCGGUCAAAAAGUCACCGUUCAUUGCACUGGUUAUGGGAAAAAUAGGGACCUUAGUGCUAAGUUUUGGAGUACAAAGGAUCCUGGGCAAGAACCAUUUGCAUUUAAUGUUGGGAAGGGAAAUGUGAUUAAAGGAUGGGAUGAAGGUGUGUUGGGGAUGCAAGUUGGUGAAGUUGCUCGUUUAACAUGUACUCCAGACUACGCUUAUGGUGCUGGCGGAUUUCCUGCAUGGGGAAUACAACCUAACUCCACUUUGGUAUUCGAGAUCGAAGUGUUGAGCGUUGGUAAUUAGCUGCUUUCAUUUAGAAAACUCUUUUAAAAGACCGUGAAUAAAAUGUAGAACUAUUGUUUCCCGAUUAUCAUUCCGACUUAAACAUGUAUCGGUCACGAUUUCAUGGUUAUGUAUGCUUAUCUUAUUGCGGAUCAAGCAGAUUCAAGCUUCUAUGAUUUCAAUUGUGUGUUAACAUAA
Messenger RNA from Amaranthus tricolor (Joseph's coat), 657 nucleotides. Its product is annotated as peptidyl-prolyl cis-trans isomerase FKBP12. The transcript is spliced from 5 exons. The record is from RefSeq and is a predicted model, not a curated record. The coding region runs from base 139 to 480 and encodes 113 amino acids. Gene Ontology annotation, molecular function: peptidyl-prolyl cis-trans isomerase activity. NCBI's taxonomy places the organism in Eukaryota, Viridiplantae, Streptophyta, Magnoliopsida, Caryophyllales, Amaranthaceae.